AUGGAUACCUUAACCUGGUCAGCUCAGCUGGCCGUUGCACCUCCGCGACACACUUCUCGUCUUCCUGGUGACAAAAUCAAUCUUCCGCAGUCCGCAUUGGAACAACUCUUAGCGGCUGCCCCUCUGCAAGCGGUGGCGCCGAACUCGCGAGUUCACACCCCGUCCUUUGACCCUUUCAAUCCUCACACCUUCGCCGCUGAGGCUCGCGCACGCCAACAAAUAGAGCAACAUCAGCAGCAGCUUCCGCAUCCCCUCACGUUCCGCGUCGUAAACCCCGAGAAUGGUCGGUUCGUCUAUGCUGGGAUCCGCGAGUUCUCUGCAGCGGAGAAUGAAGUGGCGCUGAGCGCUCUGCUGCGGGAGUCGCUGGGAAUCCAAGAUGACGAUUUUUCGUUGGGGAAAAACGGCGAGACGCACAUUUCGGAGAUAGACGGUCCUGAAGGGCAGUCAACACGGACUGGGCCUGCGGUCACAAUACAUGCAAAGCAGCUUCCCAAAGGCACAUAUGUGCGCCUUCGUCCGCUCGAGGCUGGCUAUGACCCCGAGGACUGGAAACCCUUGCUAGAGCGCCACAUGAGAGAUAAUUUCACAACCCUGACAGUCGGUGAGCUGCUGACGGUUCCUGGCACCCACAACGAGUCUUUCCGGUUCCUCCUUGAUAAAGUUUAUCCUGAAGGUGAGGGGAUUUGCGUCGUGGAUACCGACUUGGAAGUCGAUAUUGUGGCGCUAUCGGAGGAGCAAGCACGAGAGACGUUGCAAAAAAGGCUGGAACGAGCAGCGCGUGCACCGGGCACUGCGAGUGGCAGCUCCGUUGGUGGGGUGCUGGCCCUAGGAGAAGAUGUUACAGCCCAGGUCUUGCCCGGGGAGUACGUCGACUAUGAGAUUCGGGACUGGAAUCGGGAUGAUACCCUUCAGGUCGAGCUCACAACAGACAAUCCCUCGAUGUGUUUAUUCGCAAGCCCGCUUGGCGCUCGCCAAAGAGGCCGUCCUCGGGAGGACAUGCAUGUCUGGGGAGACUUUUCGGAUGAGACGUCCAAGAGAGUCAAGAUUUGUCCUACAAAUGUGGCUCUUGAAGGGGCCGAGGCCCUCUAUAUCUCGGUCUAUGCUGUAACGUCCCACAUUGAAGUGCUAUCACAGCAGCUGCCGGUGAAAUAUCAUUUGCGGGUGACUGCGAACGACUCCAAAGAGGAACAAGAUGAUUUGGUAGAGGCUCAUCAGCCCGGGGACGUGAUGUGCCCAAAUUGUCACCAAUGGGUACCAGAGCGAACAUUAAUGCUUCACGAAAACUUUUGUCUUCGUAAUAAUGUGCUCUGCAAUCAAUGCCAAACCGUUUUUCAGAAGACGUCAUCUGAGUGGGAGAAGCACUGGCAUUGUCCCCUCGACUCAUCUCGUGGCAACGAUGCAUCCAGUAAACUCAAGCACGACUCCAUAUUUCACAAGAAUUACGACUGCACUGAUUGCGGCCUUCAGUUCAAGGGCCUUCCUUCCCUUGCACAGCACCGGACUACCGAGUGCCCAGGGAAGUUGAUUCUCUGUCAGUUCUGCCAUCUUCUCGUCCCACAGAAAGGCGAAUCUGAUCCGGAUUUCCUUGACCCCGAGGUCAUGCUCUCCGGUCUCUCGCCGCACGAAUUGGUAGACGGCGGCCGCACGACCGAGUGUCAUCUGUGUGAAAAGAUCAUCCGACUGCGAGAUAUGAACACCCAUCUCCGCCAUCAUGACCUGGAGCGCGUCUCACGCCCGCCUCCCCGAAUAUGCUUGAAUCAAAACUGUGGCCGCACGCUCGGCAGCACAGGUAACGACUCUCUGGGACUGUGCAACAUCUGUUUCGGUCCGUUGUACGUGGACACCUACGACCCUGAUGGCAAAGCACUCCGCCGCCGGAUCGAACGUCGAUAUCUUUCACAAAUGAUGACAGGAUGUGGAAAGCCUUGGUGUCGAAACGAGUAUUGCAAAACAGGAAAACAGAAGGUUCAUCCCGAUGCUGCCACUCCCGCAGCCAUGAGCGUGGCCGAUAUCACGAAAUUGACUCGGCCGCUUGCCGAGGGUGUCAACGUCCAGCCCGAGGCUUCAAACACCGCACCUUUCUAUUUCUGCACUGAUGAAACGGGCCAGCACCGCCGCAAACUCGCCGAAAUGAUCUUCGCAGAAGGACCUACGGCUGGAGGCAAGGUAUAUGACCUGGAAUGGUGUGUGGCGGGUGCUGAAGCAGCUGGAAGCGAUUUGGACAAAACGCGAGAAUGGCUCUCUAGGUGGGCACCGGCGCGGGAGAGACGUCUCGAUGAUCGAGACAUCCAUUGGGGGAACCUUUUUACCGCAUGCAUACAAGAUCUACGGGGAAACUAG
Messenger RNA from Penicillium maclennaniae, 2340 nucleotides. RefSeq names its product putative ubiquitin fusion degradation protein (Ufd1). Gene Ontology annotation, molecular function: polyubiquitin modification-dependent protein binding. Gene Ontology annotation, cellular component: VCP-NPL4-UFD1 AAA ATPase complex. Bases 1 to 2340 code for a protein of 779 amino acids. The record is from RefSeq and is a predicted model, not a curated record. The transcript has a single exon. NCBI's taxonomy places the organism in Eukaryota, Fungi, Ascomycota, Eurotiomycetes, Eurotiales, Aspergillaceae.